GUCGGGUGGGUUUAGUUCGGUUGAUUCUGAUUUUCAGUAUUAUAUUCAUAAGUCCCCCAUUCAGGUUUGAUUAAAUUUUGGAUCGGAUUCAAUUUGGUUUUUUCUGGAUUCGGUUCGGACCGGGUUAUAAUCAUUGUCUGAAGUCGCAUAAAAAUUUAUAAAAAAAAAACUGAAUAACAAAUAUUUAAAAUAAAAAAAAUUAUUCAAAAAUCUAAUUAAAUACUACUUAAACUAACAAAAUUAAUUAACUAAUUAAAAACUACUUAAACUACCAAAACUAAUUAACUAAUUAAUCAUAUCCUUUCAAUUUCAGGCAGCUAAUUACGAUUAGCAGGCCAGGUGUUGCAUAAGUCGUGGGCCUCAUUAAUAAAGCCCAAUAGAUCUUUCCCUUUUUUGGAAAUUUUAUCGCGCCAAAGAAAAAUGAAAAAUGAAAAUUUGAUUUCAUCUUUCCACACACAAUCAAAGCAAUAUUAUCAUAUAUGACGUCUCCUCGGUUGCACACUCAGUGAAUGAGCUGUCCUCCUCCUCUUUGUAGAUCUUUAGGGUUUCCUGUGUUUCUCUUUGGACUAAGAAAAAGCGGGACUUUUGAUUUUGAAAGCGAGCAAUGAGUACAGAGAAUCAAACGAUGGUGAAAGGGAGUGAGGUAGAAGUGUCUUCUCAAGAGGAAGGUCUCAAAGGAGCUUACUUUACCGCUCUUCUCAAGGAAAACACAACCCUCUCAGGUCGCAAGAAGCUUUCUGUCACUUACAAGACUUUGCUAACCGAUGACGACGGUUCGUCUCCUCUUACCGAAGCCGUCCAACAGAGUCUCCUCCGACCGGUUCCGCCUGAGGAAGAGUACGCCGGCGUUGUUCUGGAGGAAGGGACGGUGGUGGACGCUUACCUCAGAGAUGGGUGGUGGACUGGUGUCGUUAUUAACAAGAAAUUAGAGGAUAAUAACUUCUUGGUCUGCUUCGAUUCACCGCCGGACAUUAUCGUGUUCGAGAAGACAAAUCUCAGGGCUCAUGUUGACUGGACCGACUCCAAAUGGGUCCCACCAGAUCUCAAGGCAGCUCGAGAAUUAGGAAACAAGAAGGCUGAUGCUUGUGUGAUGAAUAAUGAAACUCCUCAGGUCAUAACCCCAAUAGCUAAAGUAUCUGCUCCAGUUGUAACACCAUCACCACCGGUUAUAGCUGCUACACCGACUGAAACUGAGGGACAGCUGUCCUCAGAGCCAAGGAGUAAACAGAAUGGCUUGGAAAAAAAUGAUUCAAUCCCUCCACAUAAGAUGCCUGAGGAGGAGGAGACUAGCCAAGUUCUGAGUAGAAAAAGAAGAAGAGAAGAAGAACAACAACAACACUCAGAUGUGAAUGAAACUGAGGUGUCGUCAUCUUCCUCUCAUCAAACCCCAAACGUGAUGAUGAUGAAUUCUGCUGCUAGUGUUGAGGAAACACCACCACCAGCGCUGCUGAAGGCUUUGCCUUUUGCAAAGAGGUCACCGUACUGGAAGAGUCCUGAAGCGAAGGAGGGUUACAAAACUAUGCCACAGCGCCCUCACUUCAGCCCACUGCUUGCUGCUGCUGCUGAAUAUGUUAAUCACCGUGAGUGGUCAGCGGUAGGCAUGACGGUGUCCUUUUAUGGUUUUCUAGAACAAGUCAAAGGUCUGAAACCCCAUGAUUCCUUGAGCGUUCUCUGUAGUCUCAGUGAAUCUUUUGUGGAACUAGAGGAGUACGGUUUCGACAUUGGUGCACCUCAGUCUCGGAUCCGCAAGAUGAUGUCUCUCAAAGAAGAGCAAGCGAAGAUAGCAGAGGAGAAACAGUGUCUUGAGAGGAAGGUUGAUGAGGACGAGAAGAGAAGCCGCGAGUUAGCUGAAGAAAUGGCUGUGUUGAAAGGCAAAAUGCUUGAGCUGCAGAGACAAGAAGCGGUUGCAAGAGAGGAGAAAGAGGCAGCUGACAAGAGGGUAGUUGAAAUGAAAGCAAGUGGGGAAAGGUUUGAGCAAAAGAUGGAAGAUGUGGAACUUGAGUUUCUUGAGACUGCCUCGGCUCCAUGGUAAGAGGAGUUCAAAAGAAAACAAAAACUAUCAAGUAGUAGCUCUAACGUCUGUUUUAGUAA
This is a messenger RNA of Brassica rapa (field mustard), 2091 nucleotides long. Its product is annotated as DUF724 domain-containing protein 3. Lineage: Eukaryota; Viridiplantae; Streptophyta; Magnoliopsida; Brassicales; Brassicaceae. The record is from RefSeq and is a predicted model, not a curated record.